This is a messenger RNA of Paramecium octaurelia, 1287 nucleotides long. The record is from the annotation of a GenBank genome assembly. Lineage: Eukaryota; Ciliophora; Oligohymenophorea; Peniculida; Parameciidae.
AUGAGUGAGAUAAUAGUCAAAAGAAGAGAAUAAUUUAGAACAGAAAUUCGUAAAUAAAAUCUCGAAAAAGAAUUUAGUAAGAAGAGAUUUGAAAAGUGCAAUUUAAUUCAGGAUCUAAAUGAGUGCAACAAUUUAAUCGACUUUGAACUUAAAUACAAAGAUCAAAUCGAGAAUCAGAUUUAGCUCAUUCUUCAAAAUCCAGACAACUAAAAUAUAGAAAAACUCAUAUAAUUGGUAUAGCAAUUAAGUGCAAAAUACAGUGUCUACAUUAUAGAUCAUAAUAUUUACAACACAUUGAAACACAAUGAUUUAGACCUUAAUUUGUGUUUGCGCUUAAUGUGCAAUUUAUGUGUUGAACCAGCAGUAGUUAAGCAUAUCUUCUCUGAUCAGAUAUAAAAAGAGAGACUAACGUAAUACUUAAACUUAAUCAGCGGCAACUUAUUUGAGGAACAUAGAAGACUAUAUUGGGAAUUUAUGCUUAUUCUUUCAAAUUCAGCACAUACCCCUUUUCCAUUUCUGAAAUAAGUGUUCUUGAUCUGUUGUGAAGAAUUGACUUAAUGCAGAAAUAGCACUACUUAAAUGUAAAUCCGCAUUCUCCCAUAUUUAAUUCAAAAAUAUCCAUAAGCUAAUUAAUUUUAUUGGGAAGCUCUGAAUUCCGCCAACUCUGAGGAUAGAAAGCCUUGGAAAUGCUUACUGCAUUUUCUUAAGCAACCCAACUCAGAUGUUUUUUGUUGUGAUUAAUUAUUACUAGCAAUACAUUAUUUAGUUUAAAAUGCAAUUUAAAAAAUGUACUAUGAAUAAAUUGUGACUUCAGAAUUAAUGUUUGUUCUUCAAAGCAAUUUGUAUAGACACGAAAAAACUAUGGUUAGGUCUACUAAAUUAAUGUUCAUUAUUUUUGAAGAAAAUGACACUUACUUUAAAUUUAUAAAUGAUGAUUUAAUAAAAUUACUUAAAAUUACUUUCAUAGAUGGAUAAAUUGAAAUACUCAAACUUUUAGAAAUAGUGCUUCGCAAAAGAUAACAUUUUUUGCAGCUUAUGGAUUAAUAUCAUUUAUUAGAUAUGCUAUUUGAGAUUCUACGGUAGAAUAUAUCCACAACCAUGAACUAUGCAGCCUUAAAUUGCAUCGCUUUAUCCUUAUUUUAAUGUACUGAGAUUGAUAAAUAUUAAAAAUAUAUCCAAAUGCAAAGUUCCACUUUUAAAGACAUUUUAGAUAGAUUUGUUUAUGAUACAAAUAAAUCUGUCUAAUAAACUACUGAAUAUCUCUUAAGAGCAUACUUUGAGAAAUGA